Messenger RNA from Sceloporus undulatus (fence lizard), 625 nucleotides. RefSeq names its product cytochrome b-c1 complex subunit 7. The transcript is spliced from 4 exons. NCBI's taxonomy places the organism in Eukaryota, Metazoa, Chordata, Lepidosauria, Squamata, Phrynosomatidae. Bases 82 to 417 code for a protein of 111 amino acids. Gene Ontology annotation, biological process: mitochondrial electron transport, ubiquinol to cytochrome c. The record is from RefSeq and is a predicted model, not a curated record.
ACGUGACCCGCGAGGCGAGGAGGGCCGCUUUUCCCGAAAGGCAGCGCGGCAGAGAGGCGCUGCUGCUUCUCAGAGGUCAAGAUGGCGGCCAGGGCACCGGCUGCAGCCAGUGGUCGUUUGCUUGAUGGUCUGCGCAAGUGGUAUUACAAUGCAGCUGGAUUCAACAAACUCGGGCUCAUGCGAGAUGAUACAAUGUAUGAAAAUGAAGAUGUGAAGGAAGCACUAAAGAGACUUCCUGAAAAUGUGUACAAUGACAGGUUAUUUCGUCUCAAGAGGGCAUUAGACUUGUCUAUGAGGCAACAAAUCCUUCCUAAAGAUCAGUGGGUAAAAUAUGAAGAGGAUAAACCAUAUCUUCAGCCAUACCUGAAAGAAGUCGUUCGUGAAAGACUUGAAAGAGAAGAGUGGAACAAGAAAUAACUGCGGCUGACAUUGGUUUGUGUGAAUGUUUCAAAUUAAAUUAUGUCAGGUAGAGGGAUCUGUUGAGCACUUCUGAGUAUUGAGAAGAAAUCUGUGCAACUAUUUACUACUGGUAUUUGUUCAUCCAGCUCAAAUAAUAACAAAAGAUGCAGCAAUGCAGUAAUACAAUACAAAAUACAAUAAUAAUUAAAAAAACACAACAGUAAAA